AGUUUUCGUCGUACUUUUAGGUGAGCGUGCGCGGGCGCUGGCACGCACUGGCUCUUCCGUUAAAGCCGCUCAGUGCUACCACGACACUGGCCGAGAACGAACUUAGAACCAUCGAACAGUGAACGAGCGCCGAGCGCGUCGAUCCACCCUGUGAACUGUGAACUUUACUGGCUCGCUAGUGACUUACUCUUGUGACUGUGUUUUACUCGAUAUUUGUACGAUUGGCUUGCAGAUUCUUUAUUUGGGUUUCGUCGUUCAGAAAAGCGGGGUCUGGAAGAGCUCUUCAUUGAUGUUUCAACGCAGAUAAUGCGUCCGAACAAAAUGCAACACCAAAAGCUCAGCGCCUCAUUGUGACACAGCCCUCGCAAAAAUAUACACCAUGGAUUACAGACUAAUUGCCCUUUUGGCGGUGGCCGCCCAUUUAAGUAUAAUACCAUCAGCACAUGGGCAGGCAAAUUUAUUGACGCAGACGGUUUACGGAUUUUUAGACUUCACCACGACUAUAGGAAACACUGUAAUGGUCUUCUCGCCACAAUCAGCACCACCACCAGAGCCACCCAAAACAGAAAAACCAGUUCAGGAAAAUAUAAUUGAAACAAAACCACCACCACCUUCUGUCACCAGUGUAAAACCAGAAACUAUUAAACCUAGUAAAAUAUCAGAUAAAGAUAAAACUAACAAACCAGCGUCCCCGGCUGUACUGUCCAGUGCAGUCUCGGUUGUAUCAUCUCCACCCAAAAAAGAAGACAAGAAGGCAAAUGUACCAAAAUCAGUUAUUAAAGAACAAAAACAAAUCAUUACAAAAGUCGAAGUAGUUGCUGGUCCUUCGAAAAUUGUCGAAAGUAGCUCUCCUAAACAGUCUUCUCAAAAAUCAAACAAGCAAAGUUCUCAAUCUAACAAAAAUAAGAAAAGCGAAAUAAAAAGUGUCACAAAUGUCGUAAGCAGUAAAGUUGAAGUAAAACAAGGUCCACCACCAUCAAUCAUCAGCUCUAAAGUGAGCAGUGUGGUUCAAGUCAAAUCUAGUAAAUCGGCAGAAGAGCCCGCAAUUCUAAUAACCAACAAUAAUAUUGGUGAACCAGAAUACGAUUUCCUAUCACGACAACCUUCUGAAUUUGUUGAAGAGACAUAUAAGGUUAUAAACAUCCGACCAUCCAAAGCACAUGGACCGAAACCCAAGCAUGCUCAUAAAAAUAGAGCUCAUCAACCGACCCCCCCUCCGGAAGAUGAAGACCAUCCCCUCGGACUCGUUACGACGCUUGGCGGUACUGUAGUCAAGGAUGGACUUACAACAGUCCACGAAACCAGCGUCAUAGGAACAUACAUUUCUGGAAAGUACGCUCAAGUUUUGAAUAGCAAUUCGAAAGUAUUACCACAGUCUGGACAUAGAGCUAAGAUAUCGCCUACCCCAACACAUAGGAUUCUAAAAACUCCAGCGCCAGCUAUUUCUAAGAAUCAUAGGCAUAAUUUGGAACCUACUCCUUCUAUUGCCGAUGAAGAAAGCAGUUUCAGUAAAACCACACGUCGACAAACAAACAGUGGCGGUUCAUUUAAAAACCGACACCGAUCUCAGAAUAUCGCAGAAAGUGAAAAUCACGACACAACUCCUUCUAACCAAAAUAAUAAAAAGUAUAAAAAUAGAAACUCUCAUUCUCAAAGGACCCAAAGUACUCGAUUUGGCCGCCCCGCAAACACGCCCCAGUUGGCAACCGUGUCUGUUUUCAGCGAAACAGCGACGCCAUCGUUUUCUAACAGAAGGAAGGCCAGCCGAAAUUCUGGUAAUAAAUCAGUUGUGACUCCUUCAAGCAACAACGAUAAUCAAUCAAGGCGUGGAUUUAAGCCUCGUGCUCAACCGACUCCUGUCGAACAAGUAACGCCGGCGGCUUCCACAAGUGUCUAUAAAUUUAAGCUAAACCGUUCCCCAGGGUCUGGACGCUGGCAAUACAAAACAAGCCCUAAACCUAAAGUGACGAUCAGAAAAGCGACAGGUGACGAAGAACAAACGACGCCAAAUACUAAUCCUCUUCUUGACGAUCCACAAUCGAACGACAUUUCUCUUCAGGCGAGAUCUGACAAUGACCUUGAACUAUCAGGUUCGCAGAGCGGUCCCGGGACUCUUGUUGACAACGACACCGAAGAUAAUUCCAUCGAGAAACCGCCGCCAGUCGAAACACUAAAAGUAGAAAUAUCGACUCCUGCCGAUUUUAGUGACGUUUAUUAUGAAUUAGCUACGAUCAAGUCUUCCUAUACCUUCCAGGUUGGACGCGUUAAAAAUACUCGUAUCAUUACAGUUACAUCAACAAUAGAAAAACGUUUAGAACCAUCUGCCACUCUCAAUUCGCAAAGUUCUCUCAACGAGCCGUUGACAGAAAAUAUAUUAGCGACAACUUCGCCAUACGGAAAAGAUCAUAAUCUGUUGGACUCCAGCAUAGCUACUUUGCCUCCAAUAACUUUAAAUUCAGACAUGGAAACACCGCCCUUAGAAACGGUGACUGAAACAUUCAGUACUACACAGAACAUGCUAAAGACCCAUAUUUUACCAGUCGUAAGAGAUGUCAACUUAACGAGCAGUCUAACUUUUAUACAAACUUACCAUGUGACUCGAUUUGUAACAGCUACUAAAACUUUGCCACCGAUGGACUUCUACCAAUUUAUUCCAAGUAAAACAUUGAAAGAAUUCAAUAGCCGUCUUGAUGAGGCUGGUUCCGAACUACAUUUGGAACUAGACUUCGGCGACAGCAGUGAAGACGAAGACGGAGUUCCGCGACGAGCGUUCCCGCCUGAACUGGACCUCGCUAAUAUUGGAUCCGAUUUCGAUCUGUCAGAACUAGAAAAGUAUGGAGCAGAUAAUCAUUUAAGACUUAAAAAGGCACACGGGCAGAACAAAGGCAAUCAUGUAACGGAAGCGCCAUCUGUGCCCACCCCUGCCUUGACACCUGAACAGGCACAACAAUUAGCAUUGCUGAGACUUCUGAACCCAGCUGCCGCUGCACAAAUUCCCAACGUUGUGACCACAUCUAAACCGGUUCUUAAGUAUGAGACCAUAUAUGAAUCACAUGUAAUACCCUUCUUCGAUGGUAAAACAACGGUGCAGAGUACCAUAUCGAGACCGGUGGCAACAGUCACCAAAACGGAAUACGAAAUAGGCACAAGCAGUCUUCCCGCCCUGCCGCUGCAACCUAUUAAUCCACUUUUCCCUCAACAACAGUUCACAGUAACUUCGACACCAGUUGUCAUGAACACCGAAGUUACAGCAACCGAUAGUCAAAUUCUGAAAUUGACUUUCGGCGCGAAGACAGUAUACACUACAUUGUUCACGACUAAAGUUGUGCCGACAGUGCUCACGUCUUACGUAACGUCGUCGAUACCAGUGCAGCCGAGCGCCGCCGGUUACCCGGGCUACUUCCCGCCUCCGUUUGCGCCCUUCCCCUAUGUAGGUUAAUCGGAUCAUUGGGUAUUGUGUAAAAUAUAAUAUUGGACCUUAUAAAUCACGUAAUAGACACCAGUGUAAACAGUGAUGAUAAAAACAUAAAAGUUUUAGUGGAAACUUAACUCUAAAAUAUUAGUGUUUGUUGUGGUGCGCGUGAUAAACUAUAUUGCGAGUGGGUGAGCAGUAAACACUGCAGAAGCAGCAGAACGACGGGAUUUAUAGCCUUUGUGGGAACAGGGAACACGCAAAACUAUAAACGUGUACUUUCUUCUAACUUUUCCCACUUCGCUACGGUGCGUGUUAGAUACUGUAUGUGGAAAUAACGCUUAUCGACAAAUAUUAGACGAAUACAACGCAAUCAUUAGCUUAUAAGUCGAUACUUGUAAAUAUUUCUAUUUAUAUGAAUAUAUUGUGUACAUAGAUAAAUAUAAAAAUAAAAUAUGAGAUCUAGCUAAAAUUGUAGAUAAAAUUUUACAAUUUUGUAAAAAAAUAUUUUGUAUUUUUGUAACGUAUCGCUUAAUUAAAUGGGUCUUAUAUGAUUAAAGUGAAAUACAGAAAAUAAAA
This is a messenger RNA of Manduca sexta (tobacco hornworm), 3991 nucleotides long. RefSeq lists its product as uncharacterized. Lineage: Eukaryota; Metazoa; Arthropoda; Insecta; Lepidoptera; Sphingidae. The coding region runs from base 380 to 3439 and encodes 1019 amino acids. The record is from RefSeq and is a predicted model, not a curated record. The transcript is spliced from 8 exons.